Molecule: messenger RNA, 924 nt
Organism: Carcharodon carcharias (great white shark)
Lineage: Eukaryota; Metazoa; Chordata; Chondrichthyes; Lamniformes; Lamnidae
Product: synaptonemal complex central element protein 1-like
Exons: 11
Coding region: 7-924 (305 amino acids)
Biological process (GO): synaptonemal complex assembly
Cellular component (GO): synaptonemal complex
Source: RefSeq, a predicted model, not a curated record
GACAAGAUGGCGGCAGCGGGCUGCCAGGACACCGCCCCGGCACUGGACGACCCUCUGGGGCUGCUGACCGAGCUGGAACUGGGGAGGAACGUGGAACCCCACAUUGGAGAAAUUGUGAAAAAAAUCAAGACCUUAAUUGAAGAGAAAAGGGUGAACGAUGGGGAACUGAAGAAGUUGCAGGCACACCGAGGAACAAUGGAAAAGGAACUCGAUGAGUUAAAUCAGGAAAUCUUUCAGCUGGAGGGGAACUGCAACACCAAGGAAGGUGAGGGGAAAUUGGCUGAGAAUAGAUCAACAGAUUGGAGAACAGUGAACAUGCAUCUCACUUAUUUCACUGAACGAAGAAUGUCCCUGUCAACCUGCCAGUUGCAGUCCCUUUUCCAACAAUCUUCCUUUCCAGCAAAUCUGAAGCGGCUGCGUUUUCAGUAUGAACAGAGUCAAGCUCAGACUGAAAGGAAGGCGUUUGAGCAGCAACUUGAAGAACUCAUAGGAAAGCACAAAUGGAUGGCUGAAUUUUAUACUCCAGCCAGACUUGAACUCGAAAUGCGUAACAUUGAAAAUUCUAAGCAGCAGCUUCUGACUGAAGAGCACGUAAUGACAGAGAAAUUGAGCACCCUGGAUAAGGAACUGGAUUCUCUCCAGCAGCAAGGAGCUGCCUCCGACGAAGUUAUCUUCCUGCACAGCAAAGAGGCUAAACUCACCCACCAACUGUUUGAGGAUGAGAACAAGGCAGCAAAAGAAAUGCUCAGAGAGGCAUCAGAGUGUCACUUAGAUCUUCAGCAGAACCCAAAGUUAAGCAGGUUUCAGAAGGAAUGGGAAUCCAGGAGGAAUAUCGUCGUCCAACGCAGGGACAAUGACAUGGACGAAAGUGAGGACGGAGUGUGCCAGGAAGGUUGCUCAAAACAGGUGCGUGUGCACGUUUGA